CUGAGCCCCGCCUGUGCCCGCAGAGCUCGCGGCACUCCAAGCUGGAGAAGGCCGACAUCCUGGAGAUGACCGUCAAGCACCUGCGGAGCCUCCAGCGAGCCCAGAUGACCGCCGCGCUGAGCACAGACCCCACGGUGCUGGGCAAGUACCGUGCUGGCUUCAGCGAGUGCAUGAACGAGGUGACGCGGUUCCUCUCCACCUGCGAGGGUGUCAACACUGAGGUGCGCACCCGGCUCCUGGGCCACCUGGCCAGCUGCAUGACCCAGAUCAACGCCAUGAACUACCCUGCGCCCCCCCCACCGCCCCCGCUGCCACCAGCCGCAGCCUUUGGGCCACCCUUGGUGCCACCGGGCAGCGGUGCAGGGCCGCUCCCGGGCAUGCCCUGCAAGCCGGGCACUGACACAGCCAAGGUGUACGGUGGCUUCCAGCUGCUGCCAGCCUCCGAUGGGCAAUUCGCCUUCCUCAUCCCCAGCACUGCCUUUGCUCCCGGUGGUGCUGUGCUGCCCCUGUACGGCGGCCCACCCUCAGCUGCCACCGCCGCCUCCCCGCCUGGCCCGCCACCCGGCACAGCUGAAUCGCUGACUCGGUCUGGAGACCCUGGUGAGGGUGGCAGGCACCGGACUGGACUGAGCACCGCACCCCGUGCUGCUGGCACGGCUGUACAUAGGUUAUAUGUUCAUAUUGGAUUGUGCCUUUGUACCAUAGCACUCCUUUGACAGUGUUUCGUGUUUUACACGAGAUCUUUUUUUUCUCCCUUCCCUCCCCUUCCUUAUGUGACAC
Messenger RNA from Fulmarus glacialis (Northern fulmar), 780 nucleotides. Its product is annotated as transcription factor HES-1-like. Lineage: Eukaryota; Metazoa; Chordata; Aves; Procellariiformes; Procellariidae. Gene Ontology annotation, molecular function: RNA polymerase II cis-regulatory region sequence-specific DNA binding; protein dimerization activity; DNA-binding transcription factor activity, RNA polymerase II-specific. Gene Ontology annotation, biological process: negative regulation of neuron differentiation; anterior/posterior pattern specification; Notch signaling pathway. The record is from RefSeq and is a predicted model, not a curated record. The transcript has 3 exons. Gene Ontology annotation, cellular component: nucleus. The annotation marks the transcript as partial.